Messenger RNA from Orcinus orca (killer whale), 6220 nucleotides. It is a transcript of the gene NR2C1, whose product is annotated as nuclear receptor subfamily 2 group C member 1. Gene Ontology annotation, molecular function: zinc ion binding; RNA polymerase II cis-regulatory region sequence-specific DNA binding; nuclear receptor activity. The transcript is spliced from 14 exons. The record is from RefSeq and is a predicted model, not a curated record. Gene Ontology annotation, biological process: anatomical structure development; negative regulation of transcription by RNA polymerase II; cell differentiation. Lineage: Eukaryota; Metazoa; Chordata; Mammalia; Artiodactyla; Delphinidae. The coding region runs from base 264 to 2045 and encodes 593 amino acids.
CUGCACUCGUGCGCAGGCGCGGACGGGAGCGCGCACCGAGGAGCUGAGGGAGGGGUCACGAACUCUGACCCCCCCCCAAAUACCCAAACCCAGAAAGCUCCCUGCCCCCAUUUUUUUGGCCCUCCCGCCUUCAGCUUUCUCCAACCUGUCUCUUCCUGGAGCCCCCCCCCCGCCGCCCAGCAGCAGCUGCAGCGGGGCUGUCGUCUACGCCCGGCGAAGGACGUAGCUCGGCGGAGAAGCGCCGGACACUUGGCAAUUAAAUCAUGGCAACCAUAGAAGAAAUUGCACAUCAAAUUAUUGAACAACAGAUGGGAGAGAUUGUUACAGAGCAGCAGACUGGCCAGAAAAUCCAGAUUGUGACAGCACUUGAUCAUAAUACCCAAGGCAAACAGUUCAUUCUGACAAAUCACAGUGGCUCUACUCCAAGCAAAGUCAUUCUGGCCAGGCAAGAUUCUACUCCAGGAAAAGUUUUCCUCACAACCCCAGAUGCAACAGGUGUCAACCAGUUUAUUUUUACAACUCCUGAUUUGUCUGCACAACACCUCCAGCUCUUAACAGAUAAUUCUUCCUCCGAACAAGGACCAAAUAAGGUUUUUGAUCUUUGCGUAGUAUGUGGAGACAAAGCAUCAGGGCGUCAUUAUGGAGCAGUAACUUGUGAAGGCUGCAAAGGAUUUUUUAAAAGAAGUAUCCGAAAAAAUUUAGUUUAUUCAUGUCGAGGAUCAAAGGACUGUAUUAUUAAUAAACACCAUCGAAAUCGUUGUCAAUACUGCAGGUUACAAAGAUGUAUUGCGUUUGGAAUGAAACAAGACUCUGUUCAGUGUGAAAGAAAACCCAUUGAAGUAUCAAGAGAAAAAUCUUCCAACUGUGCCGCUUCAACAGAAAAAAUCUACAUUCGAAAAGACCUUCGAAGCCCAUUAGCUGCAACUCCAACUUUUGUAACAGAUAGUGAAACUGCAAGGUCAGCAGGACUGUUAGAUUCAGGAAUGUUUGUGAAUAUUCAUCAGUCUGGCCUAAAAACUGAGUCAACUAUGCUGAUGACACCAGAUAAGGCUGAAUCAUGUCAGGGAGAUUUAAGUACAUUGGCAAGUGUGGUUACAUCAUUAGCAAACCUUGGAAAAACUAAAGAUCUUUCUCAAAAUAGUAACGAAAUGUCUAUGAUUGAAAGCUUAAGCAAUGGUGAUACCUCUUUGUGUGAAUUUCAUCAAGAAAUGCAGACUAAUGGUGAUGUUUCAAGGGCAUUUGACACUCUUGCAAAAGCAUUGAAUCCUGGAGAGAGCACAGCCUGUCAGAGCUCAGUAGAGGGCAUGGAAGGAAACGUACAUCUAAUUGCUGGAGACUCAAGCAUAAAUUACAUCGAAAAAGAGGGGCCACUUCUCAGCGAUUCACAUGUAGCUUUCAGGCUCACCAUGCCAUCUCCUAUGCCUGAGUACCUGAAUGUGCACUACAUUGGGGAGUCUGCCUCCAGACUGCUGUUCUUAUCAAUGCACUGGGCACUUUCGAUUCCUUCCUUCCAGGCUCUAGGGCAAGAAAACAGUAUAUUAUUGGUGAAAGCCUACUGGAAUGAACUUUUUACUCUUGGUCUUGCCCAGUGCUGGCAAGUGAUGAAUGUAGCAACUAUAUUAGCGACAUUUGUCAAUUGUCUUCACAGUAGCCUUCAACAAGAUAAAAUGUCAACAGAAAGAAGAAAAUUAUUGAUGGAACACAUCUUCAAACUACAGGAGUUUUGUAACAGCAUGGUAAAACUCUGCAUUGAUGGAUAUGAAUAUGCCUACCUGAAGGCAAUAGUACUCUUCAGUCCAGAUCAUCCAGGCCUAGAAAACAUGCAACAGAUUGAGAAAUUUCAGGAAAAGGCUUAUGUGGAAUUCCAAGAUUAUAUAACCAAAACAUAUCCAGAUGACACCUACAGAGUCCUGUUUCUUCAGUGUUUGGUCAUCCUUUUGUUUGUUUGUUCCAUUGUUAAGAAAUCUCUGGUAAGAUUUAUUACAGUACUUUCAGGAAGGGAGGAAUAUGGAAAACAUUUUUCAUAUCCCAGUAUUUUAGGAUGAUUUACAAUUCAGUUUGAAGACUUGCAAAUAUUGCAGUUUGACUAUUCCUUAAAAAUCUUUCUCUCCUGAAAUCUCAGUAAAGUGUAACCACACAAUGACAAAUGAAACAGGAGAGAAGAAAUCAAAGGAUAAGAGAGUUGAAUAAAUUUUUGGAAAACAAAAUGCAGGUAAAGAAAGACUGACUUAACAGAGCCAGAACCAAGGAAACUGAAUGCCUGCAAAAGGUGGUACAUUGAGAAGAAGCCAGUAUACCAAUGUCCAGAAACAACGUUCAGUACCCGGAGGAUCCAAGUGCUCAUUUUCAGAGAUGGUACUUGGGGCAUAAAAAAAGGAUUGGUUGCAAAUCUGUUGACAGAAUCAUUGAACUAUCUUUCUCUAUGCUUACUUAAGUCAGGUGACCAGUUUCUUUCUUUCUUUUUUUUUUUUCUUUUUUUGGCCGCGGCAUGCGGAGUCUUAGUUCUCCCUACCAGGGAUCACAUCCAUGUCCCCUACAGUGGAAAUGCGGAAUCUUAACCACUGGACUGCCAGAGAAGUCCCCAGGUGACCACUUUUAAUCCUUCAGCCUUUUCAAGCAGGAGGCCAGAGGUUAAUAACCUUGAGUAACUAAACCAGAAGAUCAUAGGAUUUAUAGGAUACCAGGGAUAACAGAAGGCUUGGAUUAGAUAGUGUUGAAAAUACGGAUUAAGUGGAAGUCUGCAUUGAAUAUGGGUGCCCUAAGCAUGUUCCCAGAAUGCUGCCUACUGGGUAUAGGCUUCUCUGCCAGGAUUUUUCUCUUUGGAGAAACUAAUCGACCCUAGAGAAAAGAUCUCCAGACACUCGCUUUUGGUUGUGCCUUGAUAAGAAGACUACUUGCCAUUUUAUCACUCUUCAGUGAGUCCCAGUAUUUCCAAGUCAUAUAUGUCAUGAGGUUUCCAUUCAGCUUUCUAGUGCCUACUAUUAAAUAUGAACAUAGAACCAGGAUCAUCAGAUAUUUGAGGAAAAUUUCUAAUACAUAAGAGAUCAGAUAUAAUCUGAUGGGUGGGGGCAGAUACAAUGCAGUGAUCAGUAAAGUACCCCCAAAUAUAAUUAAUAUUUUGAAAGAAAGUAGAUGUAUUCAUUAAAUGAAAACAGGAUGCUUUGAAAAGGAAAAGGAAAAUGUGGAGCAAAUUUUCUGGAAAUUUAAAAUGAUAGCCAAAGCAGUUCAUUAGAAGGGUUGGAAGAUAAAAUUGUUGAGGAACGCACCCUGAAAGUACAGUUGACCUUUGAACAACACAGGUGUUAGGCAUACAACCAACUGCAAAUCCUGUAGUACUAUAGUAUGUAUUUAUUGAAAAAAAUCUGCGUGUAAGUGGACCCACACAGUUGAAACCCGUGUUGUUCAAGGGUUGACUGUAUAACCAAAAGACAAAGAAAUAGAAAAUGAGAAAAGACAAAAUUAGAGAAUCAGAGCAGGAUGGCUAACAUUGUAAUAGUAAGAAUCUAAGAGAAAAGACUUGAAGUAAGGAAAUUAUUAAAUAAUACAAGAAAAGUUCCACAGGACUUGUGCCUCUUAGGUUGAAAGAUUGACCCGUUAAAUGAAAGAAGAUCCAUACCAUUCUUGAAAUCAGAACAGUAUAAUCAAAGAAGAUAAUGUAUUGCUGCUUCUAGCAGUAUUGUGGAAUAGAUACUCUGAAGGCCUCUGAUCUAUUGCUGGGCUCACAAGAAGUGGCAUGAGUUCUCAAAGAAGCUAAGGUUGUUGCAGGUCACGAACCCUCCCUGGUCCUGGCAGAAGCAAAUAAAAAUCUCUGGAGAAAACAUUCAUAAUUUAGAUCAGAGUUUUGCACACUUUUCUGUAAAGGGCCAGGAUGUCAUUAUUUUGACUUUGAGGACCUUACCAUGUCUGAAGCAACUACCCUGCUGUUGUGCAAAAGCAGCUAUAUAGACUAUACAUAAAUGAGUGAGCAUGGCAGUGGUCCAAUAAAACAUUUACAAAAUCAGUGAACUGGACCUGGCCCUUGGGGUGUAGUUUGCUGAACUCUAAUUUAGAACCUCAACUGUCACAGAUUAAGCUCAACCAAAUAUGAGCUCACAAAAUUAUUACACUCACAAGGAAACAAGCCACUUGAGUGAGCCAGCAUAAGCAAUAUAUAUGGACCCUGAAUGAUAAUGUUAGAUAUUGAAAUUGUACAUGAUUAUAACUGCACAUGAUACGUCUUAAGAAGAAAAAAAUGGAAUCAAAAAGUACGCAAGAAACAGGAACAACAAAGAUGACCAAACAGACGUUAAAGCAAGCAGAAGCAACAUUUAGAAAUUUAAAAAAACUUGGUGAAAUCUUAAAAAUCAAUCCAUGGUGAAAGACUAUGCCUUCAACACAUACAUGAUUCAAACCCCUUCCUAAAAGUACAUUGAAGCACAGCCAAGGAUUUUUUUAAGGCAUUAUCUCAUAUACACAAAAAUACUGUGAGAGAAAUGAGAGCCACAAGAUUUUGAAAGCUGGAAAAAAUAUUAGUUGUGAUCAACUCAGCAGACUUAGCUUCAGCUGGUAAAUCUGAGAAGCAACCUGAUUUGCACCCAGUUUGGCAAUACCAAGUGUAGAGUGUGUGGAGCAACCCUUGUACAUUGAUGGUGGCAGUGUCGGUUGAUAACAAUCAUCUCCAGUCACUUUACAUUAUAUAGUAAAGUUUAACAUGCACGUAUCUGUUAUUUGCCCUAGAGAAACUCUUAUGUGUGUAUCAUGAGGCAUACAAAAAUGUUCAUGUUCGCAUUGUAAGAGCAAGAAAACAGCCUGUACUACUUCUGGAGGAGUAGGAGCAGGAUGCAAACAGGGUAGGACACGGGGCUACCAGAGUGUACGUGGUGCUCCAGUUCUCUAUUGCUUUGUAACAAACCACCCCAAAAAGUGGUGGUUUAAAACAACAAAAUGUAUUGUGCUCUAAUCUGCAAGGUCAGAGCUUGGCAGGGACAGCUUAUCUGAUCCAUGCAGCCACAGCUGGGUCAGCUCAGUGGGCAGGGGUUGGAAUCUUUGGAAUCACUCACACAUGUGUCUGGAAGACACGUAGUGGCUAUCUGCUGGGACUUCAGGUCAGUCUAAAACCAGAAGGCUUUCAUAUUGGCUCUGAUUUCUGCAUCAAAGAUGUCACAAAGCUCUGUGCAGAAGUGGCAAACUCCUAGAAGAGUAUGUGGAACCAGAAGUGUUGUAGCCAUUUUUAGAAAAGGAUGUAUCUCGGCAGCCUCACUAGAAGCCCAGUAUAGACAAAGGCUUAUCUUGACAAGAUUUGCUGGUUUGUAUGCCUUUUGUCUAAUGGGGUUGCUUUAUAAAUUGAUACAUAAGAAACUGCAAGAAGUUAAAACAAUUGUGUCACCUUGGGCUAAAAGAUACAGAACAGUGCAAAGUAUAAAGGCUUUCGGACCUUCAAACUUCUGUGGGCAGGAAGAAAGCUGAAAAAACUACUCAGCUACAGACAUGGGCUCCAUUUUGUGAGAAAUGAAGGGUAAUUUCCACAUGGCUUUUGGGGCAAGUGUUGAUAUAGAGAGCCAGUGGAAGCCAGGGAGGUAGAGCUGAGUUUAAAUUCUAGCUGUGUCAUUUUGUAGCCAUAUGAUUUUGUCAUAUUCAUAAUAAAAUACCAUAAACUGGGUGGCUCAUAAACAACAGACAUUUGUUUCCUCACAGUUCUGGAGGCUGCAAGUUCAAGAUCAGGGAGCCAACGUGGUCAGUGAGGUUCUUGUAAAGGCCAGCUUGCAUGUUGCAGACUGCUGACUUCCUGCAGUGUCCUGCCAUGGUGGAAAGGGCUAAGGAGCCUCUUUUAAAAGGCACUACUACCAUUCAUGAGGGUCAGCCCUUAUGACUUAAGUAUCUCUCAAAGGCCCCACCUACUAAUACCAUCACCUUUGGGGGUUAGGAUUUCAGCAUGAACUUUGGGGAGACACAUCCAGACCACAGCACUCAGAAACCAAGCAGCAUUGCUUCCAUAUAAUUUUAUUCAUUGAGGCAGACACAAAGGCCUCCCAAAUUCAGGGGGAAAUAAACUGUUCCUCUUGAUGGGGAAUGGCAAAAUUCUGGAAGAGUAUAGGGAACCAGAAUUUUUUUGCAGCCAUUUUUUAAGAAAAUCUGUUACAGAUAGUAUUAUAUUUUUUAAGCUUGGUUGUACAUUCUUAAGAUUAAAUAGACUUAGACUUUAUUUAUUACUUUUUUUAAAUAAAUGUAUUUUAUUUAUUUA